UUGGGCGAAUUGCUGCCCACUUGGUCACCGCAGCUACGAGUCAGUCCUUCGGCCGGCUGUCUGCCGCCUUUCCAGGUAGCUGUUCUCGCCGGAAAAAUCUCCGCUUACCACCAUAUCUCGCCUGAUCCGGUGCCUAUGUAUCUGGAUUGGACGCAGGACUACCACGCGUAAGCAGACAGAGCGUCUGCUUGCUUGGACCGAACCGGUUCUCGCUUUCUUGUGUGGUGGAGUGCCUGCCGGCCCUUGGGCCCACACUUAUUUAUCAUGUUGUUGUAUAUUUCCUUUCAUGAGAAUCCAGGGUUUUAGUACAAUUUGCGAGGCUGCAGAAGGAGCAUGUUUGUGCAUUCUGAUGUGGUUAUGACCAGCUUAUUUCCAGUAAUGGGGCAAUUCUGAUAUUUUCUUUAGCUUAAAGAUAUUUUGUCAAAUGUCUCAGUGAUAAACAUGACUUCUUACCUCAGCAGCCUCCAGGAUUAGAUACAUUCAAACUUAUCAAACAGAAAGGAAGUAUGCGGUUGUCUUCUUCACUACAAGAUCUACCUACUUAUACUAAAGUAAAUUCUGAAGAAUGUGAUUCUGUAACAGAUAGAAGUUAUAACAGCAAAUCUUCACGUGUUUUACAAAGAGAAGCUGCUACUUCAAGCUUUUCAAAGGAGAAAUCCUUAUCAGCCUCUACAUCUAUAUCUAAGCAAUGGAUACGUGCAAGCAUAUGUUUUUCUUUGCUUCUCCUAUUAUUUUUAUUUAUGUACGCCUGCUCAAUAUAUUUUAGGAAAUCUUUCAAACAUGCGUCAUCCAAGUACUAUGUUGUCCUUGAUUGUGGAAGUACUGGCACUAGAGUGUAUGUCUAUCAGAGCUCACCAGUUCAAUAUAAAGGUGAUAGAGUUUUACCAUUUUCAUUAAAAUCUUUACCCGAAAGCUUCCAAAAGAAAGCCAUUUCUCAGAGUGGUCGUGCUUAUCGACGAAUGGAAACUGAGCCGGGUUUUCAUAAACUUGUACACAAUGACACCGGUUUGAAGGCUGCCAUCAAUCCACUUCUGAAGUGGGCUGAGAAGCAAGUACCCGGUCAUGCUCACCAAAAUACUGCCAUAUUUCUGUAUGCUACCGCUGGUGUUCGCCGUCUACCAAAGUCUGAUUCACAAUGGCUUCUUGACAAGGCAUGGUCUAUUUUAAAGAAUUCAUCUUUCUUGUGUCGCAGAGAAUGGGUCAAGGUCAUUACGGGAAUGGAGGAGGCUUACUAUGGAUGGUUAGCUCUUAACCAUGACAAAGGCAUGCUGGGAUUGUCACCGUCCAAAGGAACAUUUGGUUCACUUGAUCUAGGAGGUUCAUCAUUGCAAGUAACUUUUGAGAUUGACAAACCUGUUAAUGAUGAGACUGGUGUUAAUUUGAACUUAGGACCUAUUAGCCAUCAUUUGAGUGCAUAUUCACUACCUGGCUAUGGACUCAAUGAUGCAUUUGAUAAAUCUGUCUUUUACCUUCUCAAAAGGCUUGCCAGAACUGGAAAACCUGUCUCGACUGCUGACAAAAUAGAGCUUGAGCAUCCAUGCUUACAAACUGGUUACAAUGAAGAAUAUUUUUGUUCUCAGUGUGCUAUGGUAAACUCUGAAGAAAGUCUUCUGAUUGGAGGUAGAGCUGUGGGAAAAGGUGCUGCUGGAUUGCCUAUUAAAUUGAUUGGUGCACCUCAGUGGGACGAGUGCAGUGCACUUGCGAAGCAAACAGUUAGCCGAUCUGAAUGGCCAGACUUAAGCCCAUCCAUUGACUGUAAACUAAAGCCUUGUGCUCUUAGUGACAGCUUACUUCAGCCUCGUGGAAAUUUUUAUGCCACUUCAGGUUUUUUUGUGGUCUUCCGAUUUUUUAAUUUAACCGCUGAUGCUUCCUUAAAUGAUGUUCUACAGCGAGGUCAGGAAUUUUGUGCAAAAACUUGGACUGCUGCAAGGGGAAGUGUUUCCCCGCAGCCUUUUAUAGAACAAUAUUGCUUCAGAGCUCCCUAUAUUGUUUCUCUCUUAAGGGAUGGAUUGCAUAUUGAAGAUGAGGAUGUUUUCAUUGGCUCUGGAAGCAUUACAUGGACAUUGGGUGUUGCCUUGCUGGAAGCUGGACAGGCAUUUUCAAGCAGAAUUGACAAGGGUUUCAGAAUACUUCAUACAGAUAUAAGUCCCAGCAUUCUUCUUCUAUUACUUGUGAUGUCAGUUAUUGGAGUUUUAUUUGCACUCUACUGUGUUAACAAUCCAGUCACAAGAACUUGGCUUCCCCAGCGUUUUUAUCUUCCAUUGUUUAGAAGAAAUAGUGCAGCUUCCUCUGCAAGGGGAAUCCCUUCUCCUUUUGGCUUGCCAAGAUGGAUUCCUAUCAAUACAGGUGAUGGAAGAACAAAGAUGCCACUAAGUCCAACUGUUGCUGGCUCUGAACAUCCUUUUGCCACUGGGUUUGGGUUGAGUGGUGGCAGCAUUCAGUUUGGUGAACCUUCUUCCCAUCCGUUGGGAUUUUCACAUAGUAUUUCCUCUGGAAGCUUGCUUCAGCUUCCAUUUGGUGAUAGAAGUAGGCCGUUUUGGAGUCCAAACAGGGGGCAAAUGCUUCAGAGUCGGAGAUCUCAAUCCAGAGAAGACCUUAUUUCAUCGAUUGAGGCUCACAUGGUGAAAGUUUAGUACACAGAUUACAAGCCAGGUAUGACCAAUCUCAACAAACCAGAGCCACCAAUGUGCAUAUAUUGGAUGAUUGGAGUAUUCUUUUAAGCCUUAACUUCUCAGUUCAUGACUGUAAGCUUCAAGAUGCGGCACAUUAGUUCGAAGCAAAGUGAAGAAUCCUGAGGAAUCGGGUUCAAGCAGUCAUCUUACCUUGAAAAAAAAGAACAAUGUAGGUUGAUUCUAAGAUUUCUUAUGAGAACUUCAGAACCUAAUGCUGCUAUAUUUUGCCCAGCAGGUAUGCAAAACGUGUGCACAAAUUUUCCUUCACCUGCUCUAGAAGGUUUUUCUUUUCCAUUAUAUUGUUGUGAGACUUAAAAGAAUUUGCUUCAAAUUUUUUGGAACCUUAAUAAUGUUCCCUGCAAACUGAGUUGUAUCUAA
Molecule: messenger RNA, 3050 nt
Organism: Phalaenopsis equestris
Lineage: Eukaryota; Viridiplantae; Streptophyta; Magnoliopsida; Asparagales; Orchidaceae
Product: probable apyrase 7
Exons: 6
Coding region: 507-2633 (708 amino acids)
Biological process (GO): nucleoside diphosphate catabolic process
Cellular component (GO): membrane
Molecular function (GO): nucleoside diphosphate phosphatase activity
Source: RefSeq, a predicted model, not a curated record